Syngnathoides biaculeatus (alligator pipefish) is the source of this 906-nucleotide messenger RNA. RefSeq names its product C-reactive protein-like. The transcript has 3 exons. Bases 1 to 669 code for a protein of 222 amino acids. The record is from RefSeq and is a predicted model, not a curated record. NCBI's taxonomy places the organism in Eukaryota, Metazoa, Chordata, Actinopteri, Syngnathiformes, Syngnathidae.
AUGGAGAAACUCUUGGUUGUCAUGAUGAUGCUUGCAUCAUGUUGCGCAGGUCCCACAGAUCUUUCUGGCAAAGUCUUUGUUUUCCCAAAGGAGACGUCCAAAGAUCACGUGGAACUGAUGACCCCCAACACAAUAUUCCAUGCAGUGAGCCUCUGUCUCAGAUUCAUCACAGAUCUCACCAGGAACUAUGCCCUAUUCUCUCUGUCCACGCCGGGCAUCUUCAAUGACUUUGUUCUCUUCAAGAUAAACACGGAUGACGUUAUUAGAUUUCACGCUCGGGACGGAGGGACAGAUUUCCUGUCUCUGUCUUUUCCUCCCAACUCCUGGCACACAAUGUGCGCUACCUGGAACGCUGAGACUGGUAUUGCUCAAUUGUGGGUGGAUGGCAAACCCACCGUCAAGAGAUUUGUCCAUUCAGGGCAGCCUAUUCGUGGUAAGGCCAUGGCCAUCCUGGGCCAGGAGCAGGACUCCUUCGGGGGAGGCUUUGAUGCCUCUCAGUCCUUCAUCGGCAUGAUCUCUCGACUUCACAUGUGGGACUAUGUAAUCUCGCCAGAAGAGAUCCGACGCUAUGAGGAGGGCUCAAACUUCACUCCUGGAAACGUGUUCGACUGGAGAGCCCUUCACUUUCAAAUUAUUGGCAACAUUUUGGUGGACGAUGAAGUCAUGUAGACGCAGGCAACAAUUACAUCCAUGUGGAACUAAAGCCGUGGUUACCAAAUUUUUAAACCUUUCUCCAACUAAUCAUAUUUACCACACAAUGCCAUAAGAAUGACAUUUGCCUGUUUUUGAGAAAAGAUUAACUGCUGAGUUGUCUUUUCCAAUCAGAAAAGUGUAAUUAUUAAAUUAGUCACUUUUCAUGGAAAAAAAUGUCCCAAGAGAAAAGAUGUAUGAGAAUAUGAGAAUAAA